Molecule: messenger RNA, 766 nt
Organism: Bactrocera tryoni
Lineage: Eukaryota; Metazoa; Arthropoda; Insecta; Diptera; Tephritidae
Gene: Trissin
Exons: 3
Coding region: 118-609 (163 amino acids)
Source: RefSeq, a predicted model, not a curated record
UAUUACGGCAGUAAUAUUCACUAAGAAGGUGCUGUGAUUUAAGGAUUGAAUACUUUUGUUUGAAAUCUUGUUCGGAACACUUUUAACCAGUGUUUCUAUGAGUGCACUUGACAAUAGAUGAGAGUGGAAAUGAAUUAUAAAUUACACUCUUUUAUAAUAUUAUUGUGCAUUCUCAUUUUCAAUUUGCACAAACCAAUGACGACAUGCGCCAUGUAUUCUAAAUACUUCAAUAUGCCGAUGGAGGAUCCGUUCUAUGAUCUGGAACCAAAUGCGCUUUUCGAAAGCAAGCGUUCGAUGACCUGUGAUUCGUGCGGCAACGAGUGCACGAAUGCUUGUGGCACGAAGAAUUUUCGCACCUGUUGUUUCAAUUAUUUGCGUAAGCGAAACGACCCCAACGCCAUGAAAUCGUUCAGUAAUAAGCGUCUCAUCGACUUUAUACUUCUACAAGGUCGCGCCGCAAUGUACACCUUGGAUGAACAUAACAACAGCGGUGGAAGAGUUAAGAAUGCUGAUGGCGCAGGCUUGGAUUCAGACGAGAAGACUUAUGAUUCCACUGGCAGCAGAAGACGAAUGGGCGGAGGCACAACUUUUCCACACAGAGUUGAGUAAAGUGGUUUCCAGUAUGGACGAUGUUACAUUUUGAGACUCUGAAACUCUCAUUUCUGGCUGGUCUGAAAGGACCAGCUCAAAAAUAUCUGCUGCUUGAAAUGUUGUUUUUAUAAGGAAUAAAUAGCAAUUGCUUUCUAAAAAGCUUGAUUUAAGUGAU